Colletotrichum graminicola M1.001 is the source of this 1197-nucleotide messenger RNA. Its product is annotated as phosphorylase superfamily protein. The transcript has a single exon. Gene Ontology annotation, molecular function: catalytic activity. The record is from RefSeq and is a predicted model, not a curated record. Lineage: Eukaryota; Fungi; Ascomycota; Sordariomycetes; Glomerellales; Glomerellaceae. Bases 1 to 1197 code for a protein of 398 amino acids. Gene Ontology annotation, biological process: nucleoside metabolic process.
AUGGCUACCCGCCCAAGUCGUCAUGAUGAGUUCGAGAUCGCGGUGGUUUGCGCGCGGCCAUUGGAGUACGAUGCUGCGGCGCUUGCUUUCGACGAGUUCUGGGACGACGACGGCGACAUGUACGGGAGAGCAGCAGGCGAUACGGAUACCUACUGUACCGGCCGAAUCGGACGGUACAACGUCGUCCUGGCGCUGCUCCCAAAUAUGGACAAAGCCAGUGAGGCAAGUGCCGCUGCCAGCCUGCGAUCGAGCUUUACGGGACUUAGAUUGGCCAUUGUGAUGGGGAUCUGCGGCGGAGUGCCCAAUCCCGGGACCGACGACGAGAUCAUCCUGGGCGACGUCAUCAUCAGCCGGACGGUCGUCCAGUACGACUACGGCCGGAAGUACCCGGACGGGUUCAUCCGCAGAGACACCUUGGACGAUAACCUCGGACGACCCAACCGAGACAUUCGAUCCCUCCUGUCGACGUUCGAGACGGACCGUGGGCGUGACGGUCUCCAGCGCGGCGCUGCGCAGGCCAUGAACCAGAUCCGAGAGAAGGCUGCGAAGAGGCGUCGCCGUGGGCGAUACGUUCGCCCAAGUGCCUCGGAAGAUAGGCUCUUCAAGCCGGACUACCAGCACGAGCAUCGCAACCAAUCUGAUUGCGGAUGCUUCGAGCAGGUGUGCGAGGCGGCCCGGGCCGCCUCGUGCGCCGAACUCGGCUGCGACACGGCAGAACUGGUACCGCGGGAGCGGCUCCAGGAGGCACACGAGGUGGGCCCCGGCGACGGAUACGCCGAUAACGAGUUCGAGAUUUACAUCGGCUGCGUCGGGUCAGGCGACACGGUGACGAAGACCGGCGAGGGCCGCGACAGGAUCGCCGGCGAGCACGGCCUCAUCGCGUUCGAGAUGGAGGGCGCCGGGGUGUGGGACGAGGUGCCGUGCAUCGUCGUCAAGGGCGUCUGCGACUACGCCGACAGCCACAAGAACAAGAAGUGGCAGACGUACGCGGCCGCGACGGCGGCGUCUGUCAUGAAGGCCCUUCUGGCGCGCUACACCCAGACGGACAAGCCAUCGGUGGGCAGCCACACGGGCGCGGACGCGGGCGUGGGCUUGAGAAGUUCAGGGCCUGUAUUCAACGGGCCUAUUACGGGAAAGAAUGUGUUGGCAGGGCACCACACGAGCGGAGGGACGACCAACAUAACCUUUGGCAGUUAG